GCUGUGAUUUGGGAAUUUGGUUCUGCCAUCUCCUUGCGACUUGGGCUCAUCGACAACCCUCUUCGCUCGAUAUCCUUUGUUUGCAUUUUCUCUCUCAAUCUCUCCUCAAUCACAGGCUGAGGUCGCUACUAUUGGCGGCCCAGUUGUGCAAACCUGUCUGCUCAAGUAAAAUCAGCCAGCCCGCUUGCCCACCCAGGCCAAUCUGCAAGCCUCAAUUACUCCUCCCGGAGGGACUCUCUUCUCAUCCUCAUGAGCAUCUCUUUUGGCGGCCUGGGCAUUAUUUCGCUUCGCAGACCAUUUGCGGAGUUGGUUGGCACCAUCCUGGGCAAAGGCGACAUCCAAUCUAUAUUCUGUCUUGUCGUCUUCUGUAUCAUCUUUCUUGUUUUGGCCUACCUCACGAAUCCCUCCGAAACAUCAUUUCGAGCUUACCUCACCGAGCUGUCUUUCCGACAACAUCUAAGUCGUCUCGACAAUAUCGACGAUGACACUGAUGUCCAUCAGGACGAUAAUUCAGAUCAUAUCUCUUUUAGACACGGUACCGCCAAAGCUCAUCCCACUCUCCCUUUUGAAAGUCGUUCUCCUUUUCAUUUUGCCAACCGCGCAUCGGUAUCUCUCCGAACACCGAAGCACGUUUUCCACAGUUUUGGGAUUUUUACGAUUGCUGCGAUUCUUCCUGCCGCCAAAUCCGAUCGCUCUGUGAAUGAUCAUCGUGAUACGUCGAUGAUAUCAGAUUCGUGGUUUGUCGGUGCUUUUGGAAAAUGGUGGCGGGGCGGUGUGUUGGAAGCUUGGUAUCAGGAUGUGAUCGCUCGCUCAGGAAAUGUCGAAGAAAGUUGGAGCUCUGGGAUUAUGGGUAUGAAGACCUUGGAUAGACUCAAUGAUUGUAGUGCCCUUCCCGGACUACCGAUAUCUACCAAAAAUCUCCCUCCAAAUGGCCCUUGUCGGGGCUCACCUCCCCGUCUGCGGAACCGUGAUAAAUCGUCUCAGCGCACUGGUCUGCUACACUCACGCAGUUCAACGCCCCCUCCUCUUCCUAAGGCUGCGUCUCUGCCUCUUCACACGCCUCGGACCCAAGCACACACUGACCGUGGCACUCCGCAAACCGUUUCCCCUUCCGCUCCCGCGCAGCCCGUUGUUUCCAAUAUCGAGGAACAACAUAGUGUCGCUUCAGGCGUAGGACCUCAACCAACCUCAUUCGAUCAAUCGCCUCGUGUGAUAGAAUUGCUGCAUCAGAUUUCACUUUCGAACAGUUCCAUAUUGGAUUUACGCGCCCAACUAGCAGAUUAUCAGGCUGUUGCAAGCCAGUCGCGUGCUCAACUUCAACAGGAACUUGAUAGCUGUAGGGAUAGGAAGAAACAGGAGGAUACCGCCAGGAAUGACCUGAAGUCACGUACAAAAGCCUUGGAUGACUCCAAACGCGCCGCUGAAAGUUUAAAGCGGGAUGCAGAAAAGAAGCUUCGGGCCGCCGAGACUGCUCGUGAGGACGCUUUGCGACGUAUGCUGUAUCUGGACAAAGAGAUAGCUACCCUCCAGCAGCGUCUUCUCGAUGAUGAGGAUUCCCUUAAAACUUGUCGAGACAUAAUUACCGAGGAGGAGCAAGACGUCACCGAAGCGAUAGCCCGAAAAGGGCGUGAAAUUAAGGUCGCAGAGGACAACAUUGCGGCUCUGAACAGUCAUGCACGAGAUCUCGAAGAUACGUUGAACCAAAGGACGGUGCGCUUGCGGCUAAUGCGAGAACAAGCCGAAUUACGAAGACGAGACUCGUUAUUGACCGACCACGUCCUCAAUAGCAGCGAUUCCGGAACAUGGCCUUCGAGUGGAAUACAUUGUUCUCCAAGCGUUUCUUCUCGCUCACGUCUAGACCACGUAGACAGCACGCAUGUAAAUUUUCCAUCCGACGGCAGUGACGUCCUUGAGCGAACACGACGCUUAUCGGAUCCACGAGAUUGCCAGACGCCCGGUCGUCCUUUGAAGUUACUUCUCGGAGGGAUGUCCAACUUCAGCGGCGAAACGCUUCCGACUCAACGUGGCCCCAGCUACUUUGACCAUCCCCUGGUACCGUUCGGUACUCGACCUCCUCAGAUUGGCUCUUUUUCACCAUUUGCAGAAAUUGACCGCCCUCCCCCGACCCCUGCUGUAGUUCUCUCACCGUCAACUAGUCCGGCAUUUAUCUCCAGUGCCGUCGACAAUAUUGAUGGCAGUUCACGCUCUUUCCGUUCCGAGAAUGACGCAUUUUUGGAAAGGGAUUGGAGAGACAAGGGUUCCACCGAAAGCCCAAGCCACCAGCCGGAAAAUGUCGCCAAAGUUCCCGUAUGCAUAUCACCUAUUGCUGAUGAGCCUGACCACGAUCCGUUCGAAGUACGUGUAUAUACGCCUUCAGAACGCGAUCAUCUUGCAGCAGUGAGGAACAAGGAUAGUCUCAUUCAACGUCACAAUUCGGACCCUAGCCCUCCUGGAUAUGAAGUGGAAUCCGUUUUAGAGGAGAGAUCUAGUCCGAAACGAUGGUUCUCCAUGAAAGAGAAGCCGAAGAAGGGAUUAAAUCCUGACGCAAAGGUUUUCGACAUGUUCCGAAAGUCACAGCCCGUUGUACCUUUGACUACCACUCCUGCUGUUUAUGAUGCGUUAAAUCCCACUGGCCUUGGUUUUAAGCUCAUCUCGUCCACCACCUCUGACAGCAGCACCCUUCUUCGUGCCUUUGCGCCUUCGCCUGCAGAGCGUGAGGCUCUCCACCGUGCGCUCGGAGGAUCGACGAAUGCGAGCUUGGAACGGCUUCCGAGCUUGAGCGAUGUUGGGGGUAGCAUUCCUCCUUCCCCGAACCAUAUCCAUACUCAAGCUGUUCCUACUCAGCGGGAUUUGAGCAAAAUUCCGUCCUGGCUCCAGUCGUUGCCUCGCAUCCGCAAGCCGAACUUCAGUCCCUGGGACGAUGAGGAGCCAGCUGUCGCAGCUUUGUCUAAUGGUAAUGGCAGACACUGAUGAUCUAGGAGAUAGGUUUUACUUUCUUGAAGUGUACAGGGUUGUGAAUUCAUGAUCAAGGACUAAUACAACAGAGGUUGUCUUGUAACACAAUAGGGUGAAAUGAGUAAGAUGGUAGUGGUGGUUCGAUGACUCUGUGAUCAGUCCUUGUUAAAUAACUUCCUGUGUUGCAAUACAGAUAUUAUCUAUUCUGAGUUGACGU
Messenger RNA from Marasmius oreades (fairy-ring Marasmius), 3172 nucleotides. RefSeq lists its product as uncharacterized. The record is from RefSeq and is a predicted model, not a curated record. Bases 250 to 2970 code for a protein of 906 amino acids. NCBI's taxonomy places the organism in Eukaryota, Fungi, Basidiomycota, Agaricomycetes, Agaricales, Marasmiaceae. The transcript is spliced from 3 exons.